Molecule: messenger RNA, 1902 nt
Organism: Paramuricea clavata
Lineage: Eukaryota; Metazoa; Cnidaria; Anthozoa; Malacalcyonacea; Plexauridae
Source: the annotation of a GenBank genome assembly
AUGGCACAGAUAACAGCUCCACUACGUCAGUUGCUGGAGAAAAAUGUCGAAUGGGUUUGGGAUCAAGAGCAAAGACAAGCGUUUACAACUUUAAAGGCAGCGAUUGUCGAUCCACCAGUCCUCAAAUUCUUUGAUCAGAAACAAUCCGUGUGCUUGUCGGUUGAUGCCAGCUCGAAAGGUAUGGGUGCAGUGCUUCUUCAAAAUGAUCGUCCAGUAGCGUAUGCGUCGAAAGCGUUAACUUCAUGUCAGCAGAACUACUCACAGAUUGAAAAAGAAAUGCUUGCAAUAGUUUAUGGUUGUGAGCAUUUCCAUCAAUACCUAUACGGGCAACGCGAAGUAAUCGUGGAAAGUGACCAUAAACCGUUAGAAGCAAUACUAAAGAAAUCCAUCCAUCAAGCUCCGCUUAGAUUGCAGAGAAUGAUACUUAGACUUAAACCUUAUGCGAUUAAAGUGAAAUAUACGCCUGGGAGUCAGUUGUUGAUAGCAGAUGCUCUUUCUAGAUCACAGAUGUCUGCACAGAUAAACGAUCCAUCAGAUGAAUUUGAAGUCAAUGUUCUGGAAUGGGGUCAGAUGUCUGAGACUAUGUUUGAGAAGUUGGUUGAGGAGACUAAGAAGGAUGCUGAACUUCAGCAGUUGCACAGAGUAGUCAUGGAUGGUUGGCCACCGACAAAGCCUGAAACGCCCUUAGAAAUUCGACCUUAUUGGAGUUACAGAGAUGAAAUAAGCGGUUAUGAUGGCUUGAUGUUUAAAGGAGAUCGUGUAAUUGUUCCACAUGUUCUUAGACCAGAAAUGCUGGAUCGGAUACAUGCAGCUCAUUUGGGAAUCGAGAAGUGUAAAGCACGGGCGAGAGGUUCAGUGUUCUGGCCUGGAAUGAAUAGUGCAAUUGAUGAAAUGGUGUCAGAAUGCAGAACAUGUUUACAAUUUCAGCGAAGGAAUCAGAGGGAGCCGUUGAUGCCGCAGGAAAUUCCAGAGAGGCCGUGGUCAACCGUUGCAGCGGACAUAUUUUAUUAUAAAGGAAGAGACUAUUUAUUGGUAGUCGAUUAUUUCUCGAAGUAUCCUGAAGUAACAAGGAUAAAUCACAAGAAUAGUGAAGCCGUCAUCUUGGCAAUGAAAGAAAUGUUUGCCCGUCAUGGCAUUCCAGAAAAAAUUAUAGCUGAUAAUAUGCCUUUCAACAGCCUUAGAUGUAGAGACUUUGCUAGAGAGUGGGAAAUUGAGGUGGUGACAAGCAGCCUACACUAUCCGCGUUCAAAUGGGCUCGUGGAAAGAAACGUUCAGACAAUUAAGCGUCUGUUGAAAAAAUCAAAUGAUUCGAAACAAGAUGCAUUUUUAGCCUUGUUGGAGUUCCGUAAUUCUCCAAUUAGUGGUAUGGAACAAUCGCCUGCAGAACUGUUGAUGAGUAGAAAAUUGAGAGCUAAGUUACCAAUUCCUAAGCAUCUUCUUAAACCUAAGUCACAGCCAAUCAACGAUGUUCGCCAGAGAUUGCGAGUACGUCAGUUGCGUCAGAAAGCAGCAUAUGAUCAGGGAACGAAACAGUUAUCCAGUUUACAGCCAAACGAGUCGGUGAGGAUUCGACAGGGAGGCGUAUGGAAUCCAGCCGUGGUCGUUGAACAACAUAAAUCACCUCGUUCGUACAUUGUGGCAACUUCAAAUGGAACUCAGUUACGCAGAAAUCGCCAGCAUCUAAUGCCAACUAACGAACCACCAAUGAAUAUUACACCACCAAUGGAACCUGUCGGCGAAGAAGAACGUUGUUCAGGUAUAGCUCCGAGUACCGUACGUUCAUCAGUCCGUUCUCCAGUUAUAUUCCCGAGUACAGAAAUAGAGGAAGAACACGUACGAACACCAUUGGGAAGAAGUACAAGAAUUCGAAGGGCACCUUCCCGAUUGAUUGAGAACAUCUAG